Molecule: messenger RNA, 4973 nt
Organism: Xyrauchen texanus (razorback sucker)
Lineage: Eukaryota; Metazoa; Chordata; Actinopteri; Cypriniformes; Catostomidae
Product: proline-, glutamic acid- and leucine-rich protein 1-like
Exons: 17
Coding region: 165-3827 (1220 amino acids)
Biological process (GO): rRNA processing
Cellular component (GO): nucleus
Source: RefSeq, a predicted model, not a curated record
CAUAAGAUAUCACAUCUAAAGGAUUACACUUUCAAUGUGACAUCCUUUAAGGAUGUUAAUGUUUAUGAAGCCUUUUCAAAAGCACUUCACAAAUGAUUUUAUAGCGGGCGCGCCGUGUUGACGUCAACCUUUCAACCUCGCUUCGCGUGAUUUUGGCGUCAUUUAUGGUUGCAAAGAUGGCUUCAGCGGCUUGGCUGCAUGGCCCCAAUAUAGCAAGGAUAACAGAGGGUCUGGUGACUGUUCUGAAAGAAGAGAGAUCCGAAUACCUGCCCGCCCUUCUAGCAAACUACCGUGAGCAUGGAGUGGUCGGUACUCAGAUUACAGGAGCAGUGGGUGGUCUGGUGGGCAUCAGUAAUGCACAACUCGGGUCAAGUAAGACCAGGUUUGAGGGUCUUUGUCUGCUGUCUGUGCUGGUAAAGGACAGUUCAAGUGAAGUGUUUCAGCAGCAUUGCCUCCCAUGGCUGCGAGCUCUGCAGCAGGUCAUCCAGUCACAGGCCCCUCUACCCACAGUGCAGCUUGCUGUGAGUGUACUACAGGACUUGUUGCAGUACUCAUCCCAGCUGCCAGAGCUGGUCAGGGAGGUGGGCCUCAACUCCAUCCUUGGCAUUCUGACCUCCCUGCUCAGUCUCAAAUCUGAAUGCCACCUAGCUGCAAUGAAAGGAAUGAUGGCGUGUAUGAUCUACUUCCCACGAGCCUGUGGCUCUCUGAGGGAAAAGCUUGGUGCGUAUUUUCUGUCCAGGAUGGACUCCAAUAAUCCCAAAAUACAAGAGGUGGCUUGUGAGUGUUAUGCCCGGUUGCCUUGCCUGGGUGGUGUGUUGGAACGAGGGGGAGGUGGGCACAGGGCUGAAGGAUGGACCAAUCAGCUUCACUGCCUUUUAGCAUCUGCCAAUAGCAUCCUUGGACAGUUAUACCAGGCAUCAGAACCAGAAGGGAUGGUGCAGUAUGAAGGUCCUGGUGUGGAACUGCCUUUCCUUCCCCUGGAUGAAGGAGAUCCACUACUGAUUCUUCAGCUUCAUCAUCGUUAUAAAGCCAUUUGUCUGGCUCUUAAACACACUCUUAGUGUUGAUCCAGCUUCUUCAGUCUGUCUACCUGUUCAAAACGUCCUCAAUUUGGUGUGUCGAGCCCUGGCAGUCAAUUCUAAGAAUAUUAGUGCAACAGGAGAGGGCAGUUUGAAGCUGUUGGUUUUACCCUCCAUUCACAGCGACACUCUUGAGCUGCUCUCCUCUCUCAUCAAGGCUGUUGGUGGUGGACUGGUGCAGUAUAGCAGUGUGCUCACUAGGCUUUUUUCACAGUCUCUGUCUGCAUGGACACCUCUGCCGGAAGCUAGCCUAGGCCAGCAGAGAGCAUACAGCGCAGUGCGUGUGGCUGUAUACCAUAUUAUAGAACUCUGGGUAAGAGUAAGCGGUGCCUCUUUGCUUCAAGGAAGCCCCUCUCACACAGUUUUACUAUUCACUCAUCUGAUGGGUGACAUCACACCAGGAUCAGAAGCAGUUAAGCUUCGUUCAGGACAACAGUUAGCCAUGAACGACCUGGUUGUUUCUGGUAAUAAGCCCGGACCUCGAAGAACGAAAGGUUUGGGAAUUGGUGAUGGAGUCUUGCUACAGAGGAAAGGAGAUGUGCUAGCCAAUCAAGACACAUGUGUUGCUGCUCUUCGAGCACUUAGACAGAUUAUUCUGACAAGUGGGACUUUGUUGAAGGAAGAUCUGCAUAAGAGGUUACAAGACUUGGUGGUGCCUCUGUGUGUGAAGCUGCAACAGCAGGCACACUGUGCCUUGGAGGUCGGUGCUGUUAAUGGGCAGUAUGGCAGCCCUACCCCACGACGAGAGCUCUACCGCCUCUUACUGGCACUUGUGCUGGUGCCCUCUCCCCGCUGGCCUCCUCCCCUGUCCUGUGCUGUGUCUGCCUUCAGCCAUGGUCGGAGAGAUCACAUCAUGGUUUCGUCAUUUUGUGCCGAGGCCCUCACAAUAUGCAACACCCUUAUUCACCCUCGUACACCCUCAAUCUCCCUCCCUCUCAGUCCUCUAACCCUCAAAUCAACCCCAUCUGCCCCAACCCUUUCUUCUGCCCCCUCACUAUCCAUUCCUUCCCUUCUUGGGGGCCCCUCAACAGGUCCACCCUUCUGUGCCAGGCAUCCCGUGGGUUUAGGCCCUGCUACCCUCCUUGGCUCUCUGGAGAACCAUCUUCCUUUGGCUCCAGUUCUUUCAACUGCAGCAGGUGCUACUGCCACCCCAGGUGAAUUGCUGCUAUCUCCAGUCCAACCAGGUGAGCUGUCGGGACUGGGAGCCCCAGAAAGCCAAUGCCAAAUUUUUGUCCGCUUUGACAAAGAGGAGCCGGAGGAUGUGGAGAUCUCCUUGGAGAGUGAUUCAGAUGAUAGUGUGGUCAUAAUGCCACCAAGUAUGAUGAUUGACAUACAAGAUGCAGCCGCUAAUGCACAAACAUUACCAGUACCACCAACAGGAGGCACCCUGCCACUCACAGCCCCAGUAGUUGGUGAGGUUGGAUCAGUUGAAACACCACUAACUAAUGAGCUGCCCACAUCCAUUCCCCACCGGAUUCUUCCAACUAACACCAAUAAUAUUAAUUAUUUUCCAGGAACAAGCCAGACAGCCCAGCUUGUCUCACUGGUGCCUUCUCUGAACUCAACUACAGCUCCACACUCAGCAUCACCUGGUGGUCUUGCAGAUUCGCUGACAGGUGAUCCUCAGCUUCAGCAAAUGCUGAUGCAGACUUCUCCAUGUGGCCAGCCACCUACACUGGGCUUAUCUCUACAGAUGCAGCUUCAAAACCAGCUAGUCCAAACCAGCUGUCAGCUCCAACAACAGCCUACAGGAAAUGAUGUCGACCAAAAUGUAAUUAACAUCAACAGUUCAGAUGAUGAUGAAGAAGAGGAGGAGGAAGAAGAGAUGGAAGAUGAGGAUGAAUUAGGAGAGGAGGAGGAGGAGGAAGAAGGCCUAGAGGAUGAAGAGGAGGAGGAGGAAGACAGCGACUUCCCAGAAGAUGAGGAGUACUAUGAGGGGGAAGAUUUUGAUGAAUACGAUGAAGAAGAGGGAGAGGAGGACGAUGAAGAGGAAAGUGAGGAGAUCCAGCCUUUAGAGGUACGCAACGGAAGAGGAGCAAUGGGCAAGGAGAAGGAGGCUGAGGUGAUGAUCGAGGCCAAAGAGCAGCAAGGAAUGGGAAUGUUCUGCAUUGAGAGAGAGGGAGAGGUAGAAGGAGGGAUCGAGGAAAUGGAGGGUGUGAGGAGCAUCUAUGCUGAUGACGGGAUUAAGGGGAAAGGGACAGUGGAGGAAAUUGAGAACAUUGGAGCAGUCGAGAGAAGCGAAGCUGAGGUUGACAAGCGACAGAUAGAAACUCCUCUAAUCAGUGGAGAUGCAGAGGACACCACAGUGGAGGCAGUUGAAUCAGAAGUGAGAACAUGGGAGCAGGAAGUGCCAGGACCUGAAGUCCUCACUGCCACAGAAGAUGCUGGACCAUGUCAGCAGUCUCAGCAAUUGACUGUAGAGGGUGAAAUUAAAGAGCAAGGGCCAGAAUUACCGCCAGAGGACAAAACCAUUCAGAGUUCACCAUCAACAUUAGAGCAAUCAGCAUUACAGGGUGUAGAUGAGACACCCGAGGAAGAUAAAGCAAGUGAAGUACAGGGAGACGAUGCAGAUGCAAGAGGAACAAAGAGGAAAAUGGAGGAUCGGGAGGAAGGAGAAUGUACUGAACAAGGCACCGAAAAGAAAAAGAUAGAUGAUGAGGCUAUGGCCUCGAUGCUGGCUGACUUUGUUGAUUGUCCUCCAGACGAUGACUGUCACGGUGCUUCAAAAUCACAGUCCAAAACUGACUAGACUCCAUUUUCUCAAUUAUCUCAUAGAAGCAUUGAAAGUAAUCAUCAGAUUCUGAAAGAUCCCUCACAUUGUCAUGUCUGACUAUCAAGCUCUGCUUUAGUUAGACUCCAAUAGAUCCAAUUUGGGUCCUUUGAAAGAGCCGGUUUGAAUUUCAGGUUCAGUACCUUAAUACCACUGUAAAGACUUUGUCAGUUGAGUCAUGGUCCAUAUGUCACUAGUUUUUUCUUUUGGUGGAUUUGCAGAGCAUUUGCAAAGCAUUUGUAGUCUUUUUUUAUAAUAAUUUGUGUAUGUAAAAUUUACUUGCUGUUAUUCAAUGAUUGUUUUCAAAAAUCAUGCUAUAAAUUAUAUCUGUUAUAUGUUAGUAUAUGCUGUUGGAUUCUGUAGCAAUGAGAAGGUUCCCCUUUCAAAGCUUUUCAGAAAUGUCUCAAUAUAUUUUUAGGUGAAGUUAUUAUUACAGUUUGCAUGAAAUCAACAUGUUUUAAUGUGACAUUGAUGUUUGGUGUUCUCAAAACACUGUAGCAGAAUAUCUGUGAUAUCUUCUAAAACAUUUGUAUGGGGGUGAGAAACCCAAUAAAAACUCUAAAUGCUGGCAAGCAACUAGACAGCAUAAAUGCAUUCAUUUAUUUAUUUUUGCUCUAGAACAAUUAUUUUCCAUUCAUCUCUACUGGGGCGGCUGUGGCUCAGGUGGUAGGGUGGUUGGCUGCCAAUCGCAGGGUUGGGGGCUCGAUUCCCGACCCACACGCCAAAGUGUCCUUGAGGAAGACACUGAACCCCAAGUUAACGCCUUGCAUGGCAGUUCUGCUGUAAUUGGUGUAUGAGUGUGAAUGUGUGAGUGGGUGAUUGGGACACAGUGUAAAGCUCUUUGGUAACCUCUAAGGUUAAAGCACUAUAUAAGUGCAGACCAUCUACUGUAUUUUCUGACCUUCAGAAAUGUAUUGAUAUUUAAUUUUUGUAUUUCAAUAUAGUAAUUUUUUCCAUGAGUGCUACCUAGUCAGUGGUGAAUAUGAUUGUCAUAAAAGACUAUCUGCAAAACUGCCAGUAUAUUUUGUUUACAGGAAAGAAAAUACAGAUCCAUUACAUACAUACAUUUUUUCCUGAUGGGACCUGCAAAAGCUCUAAAGUUGAUAUGAGACAGAGACAAAUCCA